Molecule: messenger RNA, 2519 nt
Organism: Alnus glutinosa
Lineage: Eukaryota; Viridiplantae; Streptophyta; Magnoliopsida; Fagales; Betulaceae
Product: cucumisin-like
Exons: 10
Coding region: 80-2359 (759 amino acids)
Biological process (GO): proteolysis
Molecular function (GO): serine-type endopeptidase activity
Source: RefSeq, a predicted model, not a curated record
UAAAUACCAUGGACAUUUAUUAUGCAUGGCAGCAACUAAAAACUCUACUCUAUAGUUGAAGAAAGCUUAAUAUAUUCCAAUGGGCAAGGCAGGGCUACUUGUUCUUCUAUACCCAUUACUGCUUGCAGUUCUUCUGCAAAGCUGCCACGGCCAGGAAAGGAAGGUUCACAUUGUAUACAUGGGAGAGCGGCCUCAGGGAGAUUUUUCUGUUUCAUCAACGCACCAUUCCAUGCUAGAAAGAGUACUUGGAAGUACUUCAUUGGCCAAAGAGUCACUAAUCUACAGUUAUGGGAAGAGCUUUAACGGAUUUGCAGCUAAAUUAACUGAUGAAGAAGUUGCAAAGUUCUCAGAGAUGGAAGGUGUAAUUUCAGUGAUUCCAAACCAUAAACUACAGCUUCACACUACAAGAUCAUGGGAUUUCUUGGGUUUCACAAAAGGCAAAGUUGGAAUCCCUCAACAAGGAAAUGUCAUUGUUGGGCUUCUUGACACAGGAAUCUGGCCAGAAUCUGAUAGCUUCAGUGAUGAAGGGCUUAGCCCUCCACCCAGUAAAUGGAAGGGUAUAUGCCAAGGUGCCAACUUCACCUGCAACAACAAGAUCAUCGGAGCCCGUUACUACAACAGCGAAAACGUCUACGACGUCACCGACUUCAAAUCCCCAAGGGACUCUGAGGGUCAUGGAACCCAUACUUCCUCAACUGCUGCAGGGAGGGAGGUAGCCGGAGCGAGCUACUUUGGGCUAGCUGAAGGAACUGCAAGAGGUGGACUUCCCGGCGCAAGGAUUGCCGUGUACAAAGUUUGCUGGUCAACCAGACGAUGUUCCUCAGCAGAUAUCCUGGCAGCAUUCGACGACGCAAUAGCAGAUGGAGUAGACAUUAUUUCGGUGUCCCUCGGUCAUCGUGGGCCCAGGCCUAUCCCAUAUUUUGAAGACCCGGUUGCCAUUGGGUCUUUCCACGCCAUGAGAAACGGCAUUUUGACCUCAUGUUCUGCAGGAAACUCAGGGCCUUGGCCAUCAACCAUCGUCAACAAUGCACCUUGGAUAUUAACAGUUGCUGCCAGCACCAUUGACAGGAAAUUUAUUACCCAAGUUGUGCUUGGCAACGGACAAGUCUACAAUGGUCUCUCCAUCAAUAGCUUCAACCUCGGUGGACAAUCAUUUCCCUUGAUUUGGGGUGGAGAUGCAGCAAACUACUCUGUAGGUGCUGACCCAGCCAUUUCAAAAUAUUGCUCUCCUGGUUCCAUGAAUUCAAACAAAGUACGAGGAAAGAUCGUCCUCUGCGAAAACCCUAGUGAUGGCACCUUUGAAGAUGGCACCGGCAUUCUAAUAGGCCACGGGGUAGGAACCAUUAUUUCGGAUCCAUCCAUUACUGAUUUUGCCAUCAGUUACCCCUUACCAGCGACAGUCAUCAGCACAGAAGACGGCCUCCAAAUUUUGGACUACAUCAGAACAACCGAAAACCCAAUAGCAACUAUUUUGGUUGGUGAGACAUGGAAGGACAUCAUGGCACCUUAUGUUCUAUCACUUUCUUCCAGAGGACCCAACCCUAUCACCCCAGACAUUCUCAAGCCUGAUCUAACCGCCCCCGGAGUGGACAUUCUCGCGGCUUGGUCUCCAGUAGCACCGCCUUCCAUCGACUCUGACGACACUAGGAGCGUCAAAUUCAACAUUAUUUUUGGCACAUCCAUGUCCUGCCCUCACACCAGCGGUGCAGCUGCAUAUGUUAAGGCUGUCCAUCCCGACUGGUCCCCUGCCACCAUUAAAUCUGCCCUCAUGACAACAGCUUACAUUGUGGAUUCAAAGAAGCACCAAGACCUUGAAUUUGCUUAUGGAUCCGGUCAGAUCAACCCAUUGCAAGCCACAGAACCUGGGCUCGUCUAUGAUGCAUCUGAGGUAGACUACAUAGACUUCCUCUGCAAGCAGGGCUACAACACAACCACGCUAAAAUUAAUCACCGGAGACAACAGCAGCUUUUGCAACAGCACAACGCCUGAAAGAGCUUGGGACCUUAACUAUCCCUCGUUCUCCGUAGCUGUGGAAGAUGGCCAGCCGAUUAAAGCUGUGUUCACUAGGACAGUCACCAACGUUGGCUUACCAAACGGUCCAAACUCUACCUACACCUACACCGUCACUGGCUACAUGCCUGCCCCUGUUACCGUUACAAUUGAGCCGUCUGUCUUGUCUUUCUCUGCCAUUGGAGAGAAGAAGUCGUUCACAGUGAAGGUCUUUGGCCCAAAUAUUGCACAGCAGCCUAUCAUGUCAGGAGCGAUCGUGUGGAGUAAUGGGGUUUACGCGGUGAGAAGCCCGGUUGUGGUCUACACGAUUCUCCCUGGUUCUGCAGACUCUUCCUUCUCCAUGCCAUGAAAAACCAUAUUUCAAAGGUUCCUCCUUUUAUCACAAGAAUGGUAUCCUUGGACACGAAUAAUUCCCAUCCAUAGGUUUGCGUUCAUGUGUAUUUGAGAUGGCAUGUCAGUUUUGUGCUGCCUCUAGAAGAUUGACAUAAAACCCAAAUAAUACUGCUUCA